Molecule: messenger RNA, 1425 nt
Organism: Cinclus cinclus
Lineage: Eukaryota; Metazoa; Chordata; Aves; Passeriformes; Cinclidae
Gene: CPQ
Product: carboxypeptidase Q
Exons: 7
Coding region: 16-1425 (469 amino acids)
Biological process (GO): peptide catabolic process; proteolysis; thyroid hormone generation
Molecular function (GO): metallodipeptidase activity
Source: RefSeq, a predicted model, not a curated record
AAAAGGAAAAAAAAAAUGAAGCACUUAUUCUUAAUAUUUCUCAUGAUUUUAUUACACCAGUACGCUGGGAAAUCUUUGAGAAGAGAUGGAAGUUCCCUGAAGUCAUUUGAAGACAUUAAGAAUGAGAUAGCUGGCUAUACUAAUAUUGCUAAGGCUAUUAUUGAUCUUGCUGUUCAUGGGAAGGCUCAGAACAGAUCCUAUGAAAGAUUAGCAGUUUUUGCUGACACCAUAGGACCUAGACUCAGUGGUUCAAAAAACUUAGAGGAAGGCAUCAAAUAUAUGUUCAAUGCACUGCAGAAAGAUGGGCUGGAAAAUGUGCAUCUGGAGCCUGUGAAAGUACCACACUGGGAAAGAGGAGAAGAGUUUGCAGUGAUGCUGGAACCAAGGAAUCACAGCAUUGCUAUUUUGGGACUAGGGAGCAGUAUUGCAACUCCUCCAGAAGGAAUUACAGCAGAAGUCAUAGUUGUAGCUUCAUUUGAUGAACUGCACAAACGAGCUCAGGAGGCCAAGGGGAAGAUUGUGGUCUACAAUGAACCUUUCGUCAGUUAUGGUGAAACUGUGCAAUACAGGUUACAGGGAGCAGUAGAAGCUGCUAAAGUUGGAGCAGUGGCUUCCCUCAUUAGGUCUAUUGCUUCUUUUUCUAUUCACAGUCCACAUACUGGGGAGCAGACUUACCAGCCUGAUGUACCUCAAAUUCCCACUGCUUGCAUCUCUGUGGAAGAUGCUGAAAUGAUGUCACGAAUGUCUCUCCGUGGCACUAAGAUUGUUGUGCACCUGAGGAUGGGAGCUAAGACUUAUCCAGACUCUCUAUCCUUUAACACUGUGGCAGAGAUAGUUGGAAGCAAGUACCCAGAGCAGGUUGUAUUGCUCAGUGGACAUCUGGAUAGCUGGGACGUUGGGCAGGGAGCUAUGGAUGAUGGUGGUGGAGCAUUUAUAUCAUGGGAAGCAUUAUCACUCAUUAAGGAUCUGGGACUUCGUCCAAAAAGGACACUACGCUUGGUGCUAUGGACAGGAGAAGAGCAAGGAGGAGUAGGUGCCAAGCAAUACUAUCAGUUGCACAAGGAAAAUAUCUCCAACUUUGAUAUCGUUAUGGAGUCUGAUGAGGGCACCUUCAAGCCAUCUGGACUGGGUUUCACUGGCAGUGCUGAAGCCCGGGACAUCAUGAAAGAGGUCAUGGAUCUGCUGCAGCCCAUCAAUGCUACGGAUGUUUACGACACUGCAGAUGGAACAGACAUUGCUUACUGGAUGAGGGACGGGGUGCCUGGUGCCAGCUUGCAUAAUGACAUCAAUAAAUACUUCUGGUUUCAUCACUCUCAAGGGGACACGAUGACAGUUCAGGAUCCAAACCAGAUGAAUCUCUGUGCCGCUGUUUGGACUGUUGUCUCCUAUGUCAUUGCUGACAUGGAGGAUAUGUUGCCAAGGUAA